Molecule: messenger RNA, 240 nt
Organism: Anopheles nili
Lineage: Eukaryota; Metazoa; Arthropoda; Insecta; Diptera; Culicidae
Exons: 2
Coding region: 82-240 (52 amino acids)
Source: RefSeq, a predicted model, not a curated record
AGCAUGCGCUGAUAAAAUAAUAUUUUCGUGUGAUUUUACCAUAUAAACUAUUCCCGUUUAGUAUCCUUUUGUGAAUCCACCAUGGUUCAGAAAUCGUCCGGCUUUUUUGGAUUUUUUAAAAACAUUUAUAACGACGAAUAUAAAUGGGCGCUUGUGAAAAGUGCAUCACUAUUCGUCGUCGGCGUGAGAUUCGCUCAGGAACUCGUUGGCCUGGAGCUGAUGCCAUCAGUGCCACAUUGA